Cygnus atratus (black swan) is the source of this 816-nucleotide messenger RNA. It is a transcript of the gene SLA2, whose product is annotated as Src like adaptor 2. Lineage: Eukaryota; Metazoa; Chordata; Aves; Anseriformes; Anatidae. The transcript has 7 exons. Gene Ontology annotation, molecular function: protein binding. The record is from RefSeq and is a predicted model, not a curated record. Bases 1 to 816 code for a protein of 271 amino acids.
AUGGGGAGCCUGCCCAGCCGGGAGAAGCAACUCAGCAUCCCAAUGGCAGCUGCCAUCCCCACACCAUCUCCGCUGCCCACGCAGGCAGCCCCGAACAGCUUCCUGGCACUGGCUCUGUGCGACUUCCCCUCUGGCACAGAUGUGCCCACUGUCCUGAGGAUGGGAGAGCAGCUCCACAUCCUCGCCAAGGAUGGGGAGUGGUGGUUGGUGGCAUCCAAGGUGUCUGGCAAGGAGUGCCUCAUCCCCAGCAGCUGCGUGGCCAAGGUGUGGCACAGGUGGCUGUACGAGGGCAUCAGCCGGGAGAAGGCAGAGGAAUUGCUGCUCCAACCUGGCAACCACCAUGGGUCCUUCCUGAUCCGGCAGAGCCAGACCAGGAAAGGCUGCUACUCUCUGUCGGUGCGGCGCACUGAGCUCACGUCAUGGGACUCGGUCACACACUACCGCAUCCACCGCCUGGAAAACGGCUGGCUCUACAUCUCUCCGCGGCUCACCUUUUCCAACCUGCAUGACCUCGUGGACCACUACACAGAGUGUGGGGAGGGUCUGUGCUGUGCCCUCAGGCAGCCCUGCUCCAUGGAGAGUGCGAGGGCAGCCCCGGCCCUGGCCCAGCCCACCAUGGUGAAGAAGCCGUCACUCAACUGGGACAAGAUCGACAGUUCUGUCCUGUUGUCAGAGGCUGUGCCACCACCGGAGGAAGAGGAGGAUGACUCCCCCAUCAGCCUGGGCCUUCGGGAAGCCAUCAGCUCCUACCUCCUCCUGACAGAUGAGGAGGUACCAGAGAUGGGCACUGCAGGGAAAGGGGUGAAGAACAGCUGA